AUGGCUUCUCCUUCCCCAACACCCACACCGACGGCCUCCACCUCCACCAACCGCCAUGUCCUCACCGCGGUUGAGAAACAGCGGCACCAACUCGAGAAGCUACUCAAGGAUCCAGCAAAGCCUGCCCAUGUCCCUGCGCCGCCAAAGGAGAAGACCAUCCGACCUCCCAGAGAGAUGAUGAAAAACAUACAAGGUUCGAGUGCUGGUGCUGGUAGCGGAGAGUUCCACGUCUACAAGGCCAGCAGAAGACGAGAAUACGAAAGGCUAAAACUCAUCGAGGAGACUACGAAGAAGGAAGCCGAAAUUGCUGAAUUUGAGCGGAAGCGUAAGGAGGCAGAGGCCAUAGCAGAAGCCAAAACAUCCAAGAAUCGGGCGAAGAGACAGAAGAAGAAAGAACGCGCGAAGGGGAAGGGACAAGACAAGGAUCACAACUCAAAGGAGGAUGGUAGUGGUGAACGAGGAUCUGAUGCGCCAAUAAAGAAGCGGCGCCUUGUGAAUGGAAAGGAAUUGGUCUUUAAGAAGCCUGGAGAGGAGAGCGAUGAUGAGUCCACAGGGGAAGGUCCGGAGGAUGUUGACGGUCCUCAGCCAUCGUCCUCAGCGAUGGAGGAGCCAGCUACGCCAGUGGCAAUCAUACAGGAACCCAGGAUUAUUAUUCAUGAAGACGAUUAG
This is a messenger RNA of Pleurotus ostreatus (oyster mushroom), 669 nucleotides long. RefSeq lists its product as uncharacterized. The transcript is spliced from 2 exons. Gene Ontology annotation, cellular component: nucleolus. Bases 1 to 669 code for a protein of 222 amino acids. Gene Ontology annotation, molecular function: protein kinase binding; protein kinase inhibitor activity; double-stranded RNA binding. Lineage: Eukaryota; Fungi; Basidiomycota; Agaricomycetes; Agaricales; Pleurotaceae. The record is from RefSeq and is a predicted model, not a curated record. Gene Ontology annotation, biological process: negative regulation of protein kinase activity.